Brassica napus (rape) is the source of this 5131-nucleotide messenger RNA. RefSeq names its product TOM1-like protein 8. The transcript is spliced from 10 exons. Bases 1175 to 3064 code for a protein of 629 amino acids. NCBI's taxonomy places the organism in Eukaryota, Viridiplantae, Streptophyta, Magnoliopsida, Brassicales, Brassicaceae. Gene Ontology annotation, biological process: protein transport to vacuole involved in ubiquitin-dependent protein catabolic process via the multivesicular body sorting pathway. Gene Ontology annotation, molecular function: phosphatidylinositol binding; ubiquitin binding. The record is from RefSeq and is a predicted model, not a curated record.
CACGAUUUUCAUCAUAUACAAUACUGUAAUAUAUACCACUACAAAUAAUUUAUUUUACAAAAUAGAGAUACAUUCCAUAUUUCCAUCCUAUGACAGCUCCAACAAAGAUUUUAAAAUAACUACUUUUCAAAAUACUUAUGUAGUAUGGCCUUUUAUUACAUCUGUUAUUUUUCUUGAGUCUAAAAACUCAUUUUAAGUCACUAGACAUGGACGGUCUAUUUUUCCUGACUAUAUAUUUCACAAGAAAGUUUCGUUUCUAAUUAAUAAUUUAAUAUAAAGUAUACAUCAAAAUUGUAAAAAAAAUCAAAGAUUCCAGUAAAGCGACAUCUCAGUCAAACUUGGAAAACUAAUCCUAUUUGCUUGUUCAAUAAAAAUAGGCAGUAUCUAAAUGGGGUUUUGUUUUCUGGUCAAAUGGCUAAUUAAGUUGUUGACCCUUACAUAUCUUCACCGUUCAUUUAGAUCACAUUCAUACGGUUGACAUCUGGUCAUCAUUUUGGAAAUUUAAAAUAAAUAAUAAACAAAAGGAAAAUUUUAGAAAAAGGUUAAGCACACGCGCUGCGCACGCGUGCGAUGGAACUUUAAACGCAGUAAUCGAUAAACAGAGGACACGUGUGGAGGGUCCUUCUCAACCUUUUCAUGACUCUUCUUCUACUUCACUGAAUUUACAGUAGCCAUAUCGUCAUCAUCAUAUUUUUUUCCCUAAAAUAUUUGAAUAGAUUUUUUUUUUUGUAAACUGUGUUUUUGAAAAGAUUAUUCAUCGUAAUAAGUUUAGUUAACUUGCAUGUAUUGAGCGACGACCUCCAGGCGUGCAGCAGACAGAUGUGAAGUUACUGAUAUCUCCGUGCAUGUCGUCGUGGCGUUUCGUAAUUUAACGAGUGAUUAGCGUGUCGUUUUAUGUAGAAAAAAAUGGCAUGGAUUUCACACUAGAACCCGUUAUUCAACCUAAGCCCAAUAUGGAAAACGUUUAAAGAACAUAUAAAAGGUCAAUUAGUUCCUUAAUCUUCUGCUUUAGUGUAGCAACAGUAUUUACAAGUGUCGCCUUAUUAUUUCUGUUUACCAAUCAAGAAGAGAACAAGUAUUAGAAAGAAGUAAACGACUCCUAUUAGUUAGAAAACCAAAAAAAAAAACACUCUUUAAGUUGGAGAAGUUUUGAAGGAGAGGAAAAAGCCAAGAGAUGGUGCAUCCUUUGGUUGAUAGAGCCACAAGCGAUAUGCUUAUUGGUCCUGACUGGGCCAUGAACCUUGAGAUAUGUGACAUGCUUAAUCAUGAGCCUGGGCAAUAUAGAGAAGUUGUGAGUGGAGUAAAGAAAAGGCUCGCUAGUAGGACUACCAAGGUUCAGCUUUUGGCUCUUACUUUGCUGGAGACAAUGAUCAACAAUUGUGGGGAACUCAUUCACAUGCAACUUGCUGAAAAGGACAUUCUUCAUAAGAUGGUGAAGAUGGUCAAAAGGAAGCCUAACAUCCAAGUGAAGGAGAAGAUAUUGAUACUUAUAGAUACUUGGCAAGAGAGCUUCUCAGGUCCUCAAGGAAGACAUCCACAAUAUUAUGCCGCAUACCAAGAAUUGUUGCGUGCAGGAAUUGUAUUCCCUCAAAGACCUCCUCAACCCACAGUUAGUUCAGGACAAACUGGUCCCUCGACAAUGUAUAAUCAGAAUGCUCGUAACGCUAGACAAGAAGCUAAUGAUACUUCCACAGAGUCAGAGUUUCCUACUUUGAGUCUGACAGAAAUUCAAAAUGCAAAAGGGAUUAUGGAUGUCUUAGCUGAAAUGUUGAACGCAAUAGAUGAAAACAACAAAGAGGGACUUAAACAAGAGGUUGUUGUAGAUCUUGUUAGCCAAUGUCGCACCUAUAAACAAAGAGUAGUACACCUUGUAAACUCUACAUCAGAUGAAUCGUUGCUUUGCCAAGGCCUAGCCUUAAAUGAUGAUUUGCAACGGUUACUUGCGAAGCACGAAUCCAUCGCUUCUGGAAACCCUACGCCAGAAAAGGGAGAAAAAUCUAAAAAACAAGUUGCUAAGGAGGCAAAUCAGAUCAUAGAUGUUGGAUCAAGCAGUGAAACGAAAGAUGGUAGUAUUGUGGCUGUUGCACCAAAUGGUCCAAAGAUAGAUCUUCUUAGUGGAGAUGACUUUGAGACACCGAAUGGAGAAAACUCACUGGCACUUGUUCCUCUUGGACCUGCACAACCAAGUAGUCCUGUACCAACACCAGAUAACUCCAUGGUCUUAAUCGACAUGUUAUCAGAUAAUAACUGCGAAAGCUCUACUCCAACUUCGAGUCCACACUCGCAUAAUCAGAUGGUGCCACAAAACUACUCAAAUGGAUUUGGACAAGGGUCAUCUGGUCCUGUCUGGAAUCUCCAAAUUACCCAGCAACCAUCUUCUCCUGCAUACGGAAACCAAAACCAACCCUUUUCACCUACCUUUAGCCCGCCCAUCUCACCGCACUAUGGUGGACAAAACAACAAUGUGUUAGCACUACCACCACCACCAUGGGAAGCUCAAUCUCCAAGCUCUAGUCCUCACUACUCUCCUACUCACCCGAUGCAAGUGACUCAAGUUGUCAUCACCACGCACACUCAUCAACCGCUAGGUUACAACCCUCAAGGUGGCUCUCCUCACGCUUUCAACAACAACCCUCAAGGUGGCUCUCCUUAUGCUAUCAACAACAACAAUAAUAACAUGUUCGGUAUGCUUCCCCCUCCAAUGACAGGAGGCCACAUGCAACCCUUAGGCCAUCACAAUCCUGCUGCCAUGUACGGAGGCUAUGGAGGACAGCCUCAGCCACCACAACAGUAUUUUGGAGAACAACAAAUGUACGGAGGCUACGGGGGACAACCUCAGCCACCUCAAGAGCAUCUUGUAGAACAACAAAUGUAUGGAAUGUCACUUCAAGACAAUGGAGCCAACAAUGCCAACCCCUACCAAGUGUCUUCUCAUUCUUCGGGUUUUAAUUAUCAGCAACCAAUGAUGAAACCUGUGAACAAGAAACCAGAGGACAAGUUGUUUGGAGAUCUUGUUGAACUCUCCAAGUCAAAGAAACCUACCGAACGAGCCGGUAGUAUGUAAAACCCCACUGUUUCACCAUUUUUCAUAGAGUUUUCAAUUUUAAUGUUGACUUUAUACAUUUUCUUAGAAAAUAAUUCUGAAAAUUUUCUUUUGUCGCGAAAAGUGAAUAAUAUCAUCAUUUUCAUUGGAUAUAUUGUUGUUAUUUCAGCUGGAUGAAAAUGCAAACUGAUUGAGAUUAACUUGAACAAAAAACAACAUACAAGUGAAAACAUCACACAACUUUUUUAAUGUACUAUCCUUUGUGAUAAUAUCAAUGAAUGCUAACUUUUUUUUCCCACCAUGACCUUUACCAUUUCUUUACACAUGAAACAAAUUGGGAAAAAAAAAGAUAAACACACAAAAGAAAGAAUGCAAUAGGGUUGGGUUGGGAAAAUGGUUCAACCUAUCCAAGCCUCGAUUCUAGCACACGGAGAUAUAUUUAUAACAUCGGGCGGAUCAACAGUAAUGUUCAAACACAAAACCAGAGCUACACAUCCUGUUUUCAUCUGCAAAGACGACGAAUCAAAGUCAGCAAAGAACAUGAGAUUUGCAAGAAUUCCCCUAGCAAACAGAUCCAAUAAUUGUUUCUAAACAGACAUUGGGAUUGAAGUAAAAAAAAAAACGUGCGUCUUGGUGCCAUUUUUUGAACUUAUGUUGCAUCAUUUAAGGUUCGUCUCCAAAACAAAAAGCUAAAAUAACCUUCCUCAGCUAACAUCACCCAACCUAGUAGGUAACAAUAGCACUAAACAGAAACACUAAUACACAAGCUAAUCUACCAUACGUACAGCUAAACCACUAAUCCACAAGCUAAUCACUCCAGUCCUAGCUUAAUCGUUCUUAUUGGGAGAGAAUCGGAGAUAAAUUGGGAAGCCAGAUCAAUCAACGGCGGCGCAGGAGCAGAGAAUCCAGCUCGACACAACUCACCCCCUCGGAGAAACCCUAAGGACGUGGAACGAUGACGGCGAUUGAGACGCACGCUGAGGCGCGUAAUCUUUCCGUUCCCUUAUAGUUUUACCCUCUCGAGAUUAAUUACAUUAAUUACAGAAUUAAACGGCCUAUGAGAGUAAAUGUAAGAUUAAUGUAUAAUUUAAAAUAAAAUAUAUAAAUUUUAAAAUUUGAAUGAACUUUUGCAAAGAUUUAAAAAGUUCAAGUAGACCGAGCAUGACAAACCUGGUCUAAUUACUAGUGUACAGGGCCGGUCCUGGGCAAAACCUAACGAAACACUGGCCUUAGACCCUUAAAAUUUUGGAAAAAAUUACAUAGAAAAAAGCUCCUAAAAUUUUUUUUUAGGCCUCCAAAUUUACUAAAAGAAAUUUUUAGCUGAAAUUUUUUAAAAACCGCCUACGGCCCCGUAAAUCUCAGGGCCGGCCCUGCGAGUGUAUGAUCCUUACAUCCGAGUUUUAAUAUAAUUUCUGUGUGACUUGUAGUUUCAGUACAUAGUAACGAGACAGAGUUACUACUACAUGAUUCAUGAAUGUGUUUUCAUGAGCUAAGUAGUUACGUCAUUACGCGAGUUGUCUAUAAUUAAAUCCAUAAACUCUUUCAACCUUGACUUGUUGACUGUGUGUUGUGGCUUUUUUUUUUACCCGUGAUUGCAUCGUUCAGCUACUUGGUUUAAUUUGCAAUUGUCCCAUUAAAUAAUCAUUUAAGGGCAUGAACAUAAAGCGAACUGUUCAUAUGUUUGAAUAAAAUCAAAGGCCAAGACAUAAAGCGAACUGUUCAUAUGUUUGAAUAAAAUCAAAGGCCAAAUCAAAAGUCAGCUGAAGAGAUCACACCUCUCUCUCUCUCUCUCUCUCUCUUAUAAACUUCUGAAUCUCAGUUUGAGAAACACACAGAAUUUCGAUGAUGAGGAAGACGCUGAGCAUACUUGAAGAGCUCAUUUGCGUGCUGAUGAGUCUAGCCUCAGCGAUCACGAUAGCUCUCCGGACGUCGCCUUCUUUCUCCGCCCCAACUUCCACCACCUCCUCGCCUUCGAUGACCAACCGUAUCACCUUCGCCCCACAGUUUUUUCUUUGAAAUUUCACUAUUAUCAUCAUAUGUAUGUUAUUGUGUAUAUACCACUCAAAAACAAACAUAUCGACUUACCUA